Molecule: messenger RNA, 1061 nt
Organism: Magnolia sinica
Lineage: Eukaryota; Viridiplantae; Streptophyta; Magnoliopsida; Magnoliales; Magnoliaceae
Product: protein C2-DOMAIN ABA-RELATED 4-like
Exons: 3
Coding region: 229-726 (165 amino acids)
Source: RefSeq, a predicted model, not a curated record
CGAGUAGGGACUAGUCGUACUUAGAUUAGCAAGAAAAAAAGGAGAAAGCGGACAGAUGGAGUGGUUUCACUCUCCGAAAAGCGACGUUUAUGCUCACCGAAUUUCAUCCAAUAAUUUUAGCAAUUUCUCUGUAAACAGGACCAGCAAUAAUGCAAAGUUUGGAUUGACUGGUUAUUACCUUCUCUUUCUGUUAUCCUCUUUCAUUCUCAUUCUCAUUCUCCUCCUUCAAUGGAUCAUCUACUGGGCCUUCUGAGAGUUCGAGUGGUGAAAGGGAUAAAUCUGGCCAUCCGUGACGUCAGGACCAGCGAUCCUUAUGUUGUUCUCAAGAUGGGAAAACAGAAACUGAAAACCCGUGUUAUGAAAAAGAAUGUCAAUCCUGAGUGGAAUGAAGAUUUAACUUUCUCGAUUGCAGACCCUACUUUACCAAUCAAGCUUACAGUGUAUGACAAGGACACAUUCAGUCAAGAUGACAAAAUGGGAGAAGUCGAGUUCUCCAUUCAGCCAUUCGUGGAUGCAGUAAGGAUGAAUUUGGAAAGCAACCCAAGUGGUACAAUAAUAAGGACAAUGGAGCCAACUCCUGAGAACUGCCUUUGCGCAGAGAGCCACAUCAUGUGGUUGGAUGGUAAGGUUAUUCAGGACUUUUGUCUCCGACUCAAAAAUGUGGAAUGUGGUGAAGUGGAACUGCAAUUGCAGUGGAUCAGCCUCCCUGGCUCCAGGAGCUGGUAGAGAAGAAAAUACACAUCCCUACUAUGGUGGCAGUUUUCAGUAUUCACUCUUGCAUGAAAGUACUUCAUAGGAUGGCGUGUUCUAUGUCGAAACUUCACUAAGCAUAUAUGUACCUGCAUGUACUGCUGUCUGUCAUGGCUUAAAAUACUGGCUACUUGCUGUGAUGUUUUCUUCUUCUUCUUCUUCUUCCUUUUUUUUUUCUUUUUUUUUUUUUUUUUUUUGUAUAAUUAGCAGCAGAAAUACUAGAUGUUGUGGUGUGGCAUUUAUCCUUGUUUACUGGAUAACACUGACAAUUAUCUGUAAUUUUGAUAUUAUUCAAUCAUAUUUCUGCUCAA